This is a messenger RNA of Ostreococcus tauri, 1653 nucleotides long. Its product is annotated as G-protein beta WD-40 repeat. Gene Ontology annotation, molecular function: protein-macromolecule adaptor activity; protein binding. Gene Ontology annotation, cellular component: nucleus. Lineage: Eukaryota; Viridiplantae; Chlorophyta; Mamiellophyceae; Mamiellales; Bathycoccaceae. The coding region runs from base 1 to 1653 and encodes 550 amino acids. The transcript has a single exon. The record is from RefSeq and is a predicted model, not a curated record. Gene Ontology annotation, biological process: proteasome-mediated ubiquitin-dependent protein catabolic process.
AUGCCGGCGUCGACGCGCGCGUCCUCGCGACGCGACGGCGCGGCGUCGACGAGCGGGAGAGACGAAGGUGAUGGAUUUAUGAAAUUUGAAAUCCACGCCACGCGUUCGUCCAGAGCGUUCGUCACGUCUCGCGCGUGCGCGUACGACGGACCUCGAGGGCGGCGAAGCGGGCGCCAGGGGUUCUUCGACGCGUUCGCGCUCGGUGGAUGGCUCGGCACGCGGUGCGCGCGCGAUGGCUUCGGCGGCGCGGGAGGCGCGUUUGAAAGCGCCGGCGGACGGGCGGGAAGCGGGACGUACGCGUGCGUCGACGCGCUCGGUGAGAUCGGGUUACCGUACGUGGUGAAGUUUAAUAAUUUGCGAGGUGGAACGAUGGUGGCGAUCGGGGACGAGGGAGGGGACGUGCGGGUGUUGGACGCGACGCGCGCGCUUCCGCGCGCGGGCGAGACGGGCGCCGGAUACGAAGCGAUGUGGGAAUUCAGCGCGCACGAUAACGCGAUUUACGACGUCGCGUGGACGUCGGACGAUUUGCGGUUGAUCACAGCCAGUGCAGAUCGCGGUGUGGCGUGCUACGAUGCGGGUACGAUGAAGGUGGUGUCGGCGUGCGACGACGGGCACACGUCUUGCGUCAAGGCGGUGGCGACGCGGCCGACGUCGCCGGAUGUGUUCGCGACCGGCGGUAGGGACGGUCGGCUCUUGGUGUUCGACGCGCGUCAGGGCGUUACUUGUGAUUUGGAGCGCGUGGCGACGGUGGAUUACGCGCACAGGCUCCCCGGCGCGACUAGCGGACGCCGACGCGCGUGUCUGCACAGCGUCACGUCUGUGGCGUUCGACAACACGGGCGACGUCGUCUUGAGCUCCGGUGGGUCGGAUGGAUUGGUGAAAACUUGGGAUUUGCGCCAGAUGAAGAGCGCCAUCGGCGUUCUUCGCGACGCCGCGGAGGAUGAGUACGUGCGCGGGUCUUUUUACGACUGCGGCGUGGGCGUUCGAUUCUCUGGCCUCGGUACGAGCGGAUCGUCGACGAAACCGCGCGGCAUCUCAGGGAUCGCCGUCGAUCCAACCUCAUCGCGCGUCGUCGUCUCGUACGUCGAUAAUCACAUGGCUAUGUUCGACGCGAAUGAUCCGAGUGGGAAACCAUCUCGACAUUUCAUCGGGCACAUCUCGACGUCGUAUUACGUCAAGCCGAGCUUUUCUCCUGACGGCGCGCGCGUGGCGUGCGGUUCGCUCGACAACAACGUGCACGUGUGGAACGUCGAUCGUCCAGACGAACGUUCGAUCGAACUCGAAGGGCACACUGCGGGCGUCGGUUGCGUACACUGGUCCGGUCGCGUCGACGGCUUGGCGUCGUGCGCCGACGACGGGUGCGUUCGGCUGUGGCGCCUCUGCGAUGCCGCCGCGAAGCCGCGACGGUUCCAUCGCCCGUCGAGACCGGCGCCCGCGAUGGAUUCCGCCAUUACGCGGGCGCUCGGUCGCGUCGUCGACGCGGACGCUCCAGAUAUCGCGCGCGUCACCGUGGGAUCAUCUCUCGCAUUCGCGCCCGCGACGGAGGCGACGCCGCGCAAGCGCGCGGCGGAUCCGUCCAAGCGCGUCGACGCCGAGCGCCUCGCCCGUCGUCGCCCGCUCACCGAAAACAUCCACACGUCGUCGUGUACGUAG